Molecule: messenger RNA, 1355 nt
Organism: Mangifera indica (mango)
Lineage: Eukaryota; Viridiplantae; Streptophyta; Magnoliopsida; Sapindales; Anacardiaceae
Product: pheophytinase, chloroplastic
Exons: 6
Coding region: 140-1216 (358 amino acids)
Biological process (GO): chlorophyll metabolic process
Cellular component (GO): chloroplast
Molecular function (GO): chlorophyllase activity
Source: RefSeq, a predicted model, not a curated record
GAGCUUUUGCAAUUAUUAUUAAAUCAUUGACGUAAUAGUCUUUGGUUUCUCCUAAUAGUAAUUCCUGCUCUUUACAACUAUUUGUCAUCCUCACAACCAAAAGAGGAUUUUGGUUCUUAAUUCCAGUGUAAUCAUAAGAAUGGACAUCUGGGUAGUGAGGGCUCCCCUUCCUCUUUGUGUAGGAGCAUUGAAUUUUAAUAAUACGAGUUUCCAUUUGCAUUUGCAGCAGAGAAAGAGAUUUAACAUUAUCACUUCUUCAGCUGCUACCAGUAUGAGUACCGGUGUAUUGGAUGUUAACGAGAUACGAAAGAGAUACAAAAAAUGGCAAUGGAAGGGCCAGUACUCUAUUAACUACUUGGUUUCUUCUAACCCUAAUUCACUUUCCAAUUCUUCCCUACUUCUUGUUCAUGGCUUUGGUGCCUCUAUUCCUCAGUGGCGCAGGAACAUUGCCGUACUGGAAAAGAACCACACUGUUUAUGCCAUUGACCUUCUUGGGUUUGGUGCUUCAGAUAAGCCUGCAGGUUUUUCAUACACCAUGGAAACAUGGGCUCAGUUAAUAUUGGAUUUCUUGGCUGAAGUUGUUCAGAAGCCAACUGUGCUUAUAGGCAACUCUGUUGGAAGUCUUGCUUGUGUGAUUGCUGCCUCAGUGUCUGGUCAAAAUCUUGUUCAAGGGCUUGUGUUACUGAAUUGUGCUGGUGGCAUGAACAAUAAGGCGAUUGUUGAUGAUUGGAGGAUCAAGCUGUUACUACCUUUGCUUUGGUUCUUUGAUUUUUUGUUGAAGCAAAGGGGAAUUGCUUUGGCAAUCUUUGAGCAUGUGAAACAAAGAGAUACUCUUAGAAAUGUUUUACUGUCUGUGUAUGGAAAUAAGGAAUCUGUGGAUGAUGUCCUGGUGGAGAUCAUUAGAGAACCGGCAAAUGAUGAAGGGGCAGUUGAUGCAUUCGUUUCAAUUGUGACAGGGCCACCAGGGCCUAACCCAAUGCAGUUGAUGCCAUCAAUAUCCUUACCAGUUUUAGUUUUAUGGGGCGAUAAUGAUCCAUUCACUCCCCUUGAUGGACCUGUUGGUAAAUACUUCUCUUCUCUUCCUUCUCAACAAUCAAAUGUAAGGCUAUUUGUGCUGGAAGGAGUAGGACAUUGUCCUCAUGAUGACAGACCCGACUUAGUCCAUGAAAAACUUCUUCCUUGGUUAGCUAAUUUUCCUGCUUCACCUGGGACUUGACAUCUCAUGCCUCAGGAAUUUACAUUUUUAUUAAUUGAUUUAUGGAGGUUUUAAAGCACUUAUCUUGUUGUAAAAACCAACUACAGUGUAUAUGUUUUGUUGUUUUAUUACUUGAGCCUUUUGUGGUGCUAUAGAGAAA